Messenger RNA from Amoebophrya sp. A120, 4514 nucleotides. The record is from the annotation of a GenBank genome assembly. NCBI's taxonomy places the organism in Eukaryota, Dinophyceae, Syndiniales, Amoebophryaceae.
UACUACUAUGGUAUUGUUAAUGGCAUCGUGCUGGAGUUUCUUUUCCGUAGUUUCUCGCGAGUGUGAAUUAGUUUCCGCAAAAACUAGAGUUGUUGUAUUAGAAAGACAACAUCAACAGCUAUCAAAAUGCCGGCAGCUGCAGCGGGAUCCUCUUCAUCUGCCAGCGCAGGAGCUGCCGCGACCUCUAACGGAGCUAAGGCGACCAGCUCGACGAAGUUAGAAACGGCGAGCAACUCACGGACCCUGCGGAUCCAAUGCGGGGACAAACUUUUCGACUGGUUUGACGUGGAUGAGGAGCAGGAGAUCGUAUUUUUUUGUGUUUUGCUUGUGAACAAUGAUAUCCGUGCAUGACAAAACACUCAGAUGAUGCAAAUUUUGCAUUACAAUCUUAUCAACACCAAAAAAGCCAUGAAACAAAUCAACAGAUCUCCGCCCCCGACGUGCUGAAAAUCCUGAAGGAAAACGUAGCGCACUACUUCAAAGUCCCCGUGUAUCGCAAGAAAAAUCUGUUUCACUGUGAACUUGUGACGCAGAGAAUGGAGCACAGAACGAUUUGUCUUGCUGCUCCUGCAUAGAGCAUUGGAGUUUCAAGCGUGCUUGCCCCUAUGGGAAAUGCGCACAUGGCAAAUUUUCUGUGUCAUGUGUAUAGAAACUUGUAAUGCAGAUCUUGCAAGAUGAUCAUCACAUUGAAACAGUUUUUUCGUGGGAUACAGUGGAAAACCAGGUUCUUUUUGACGAAGAAGGUGUGAUUGCGACGAAAACGGACCUACGCAGAUCCUUCAAAAUGUCCGGGAAGCCCAGGGUUGUAGUUGGGGAGAAAGGGAAGUUAACGGCAGACCAGGGGAAGCUCUGGUCGGAAUUUCUCACGGACAUGGAACGACUGAUAGUCCCGCCACCCGCGCCCAUGAGCGGAUCUUUUGCAACGGCAGCAGUUUCGGGGGGAAGUAGUACAACUGGGGCACAGGGGGCAGCACAAACUACGGGAACGGCCGGUGGUGCUAGUACUGGUGCCGCUGCAGGGACGAACAUUAAGGAGCUGAGUACUGCAUGUUUUUUCUUUGUAUACCAGAGAAAAACAAGCCUGCAUUCGUGGUUGUGGUGAUGAGUAUUAGUUCUAAAUUCGCAUAGCAUCAAUAUCAAAAAAUUUUCCUCUUCCUGGUUCCAACCAGCCGAGCUGAUCACGAAGCAACUCGCACCCUUCGGCCGGUCUUCCUCCCACCGCAGUUCGCCAUUUGGAGGUGGUCCAGGCAGUUUUCAAGUGGACAUGAGCGGCCGGGCGAGGUCACUCACGCCGCAAGUCCGAGGCUCCGCCGGCUUUAUGACCGGGCAGUACUCUCGGGGGGUGAGUCCGCAGCCAGGUAUGGGGUUUUGUUGGAAUAAUCUACAACGGUAGGGGAAUUUUCGUACUGCUUUUCUUGAAAGGGAGGACUUGAGCUUGACAAGAAAAAAUGUACAUCCAAAAAAUAUGACUCAAGGUUCCCUCAGCAAUGCUUACAGCCUGAUUCAACCUGGUGUUGCUGGGUUGGUUUCGCCCAUGAUUACCAGUAACUCUUUGAGAAAUGGGCUGGCCGGGAGUAUGAACAAUCCGAGCAAUCCCGGAUCCGCUGUGAAGCAGCUGUCCGGGUCUGCAGCUGGAGGAGGACCUAGUACAGGGACUACGACCACGGGCGCAGGAGCUUUCCCCGGGUUGGUGAGCGGCAACGGUGUAAGUACAGCGACGGCACAACAUCAGACGGUACCGCAGCUAAGCAAUGGAACUGCGGUCAUGGGGGCGACCAGUGUAGUGCAGCCGGGUGCUGGUGCGACAACCGUUCCAGCAGGAACGACCACGAGCAGUACGACAUCCGGAGCUGCUGCUGCUGCUUCUACACACAGCAGGGUUCUCACCACCUCCUCCCUCACGGCCCCGCAGCCCACUUCCCACCACCAGCAACUAGCCUCUCCACAGGUUGGCCGGACCUCAAAUGUUACGCAACCUGGGUCAGGUGGACUACAAGCUCAGUUCCAAGUACAACAACAGUCUGGAACUACAAGCAGCAAUACCACCCCAGCUGUCGGUACAAACGGCGUAGCCCCUGGUGCGCCGGUUGUCACCAACACCAAAUUCGUCACGAACUCCUACAAUUUGCAACUGCAGAUGCAGCAACAUCAGAUGGCGCAGCAGCAGCAGCAGCAUAAUACGACGACAGGGGUACACGUACAAAGGACACAGAGUGGAGGUCAACAGCAGCAGAAUCUCCAGACCCAAUACCAACCACACCAAACGAUGAUCCCAACCGCUGCCCCUCAACCAGGCGGCCCAACAGCAACUUCCACUUUCUCCUCUGGCAUCCGCCGGGCCGCGACGACGGGGUCUACCACCCCGGUGCAACUGUUUGGCAACACAAAUAAUAGUUCGGGGCAACAGCAACAUCCAGUUGUAGCAACAACCACCACUACAACCAACAUGGGAGCUGGAGCUCCUGCACCCAUGAACCCGACCGCUGCUUCCUGCGCGGCGCAGCAAUUGGCGUAUCAAUUUCGGUCCAGCAUGGGGAGCAACGCGGCGGGGAUGAACGGUGCCAGCGCGUUCGGGGGUGGUGGUCCUGUUGCCAGUAUGAAUUCCCCGUUUGUGUUCUACCCCCAGAUCGGUUCUACCCCCAGCGCGGGCGGAAGUGCGGCGGCGCCGGUUGGAACAUCAACUGGUGGGAACAACAGCGGGAGUGGAACGUCGAUAGGAGCGCAGCACAUGACUAUACCGCAGACGAGUUUCAGCAUUCACUCUCUGAGCAACAGCACUGCGACAAACGCAGGGGGAAGUGCAGUUGUAACGGGAGCAGCAGGAGCUGGAGCAGCAGCGCCCAUGAUUCCGAAAACCUCGUUCUCCACCGGAUCAAAUUCGGCUCUGGCGAGUCUCCUGAACCCUUCUGGAACAAGCAACUUUGGUGGAUCUAGUACUGCCAUGGGUAGUUGUAAUACUAAAAACGCCUCGGCGGCGUACAACAUUCAGCCUGUGGUCAGUGGGAGUACUAGUGGGACUAGUACUUCAUCGCAAAUUCUGCUGAGCAACCAAAUGAGUGCAGCAGGAGCAGGUGGCGCGGCAGUGGGGGAACAUCAAGUAAUUGUAGAGCAGCCCGGAAGUGCUGCAGCAAGUGCGUCAGCGGAGAAAGCAGAGGAGAAAGUACAAGAAGAGCAACCGAUGAUUGCAGUCCGGGUGCGCAAUGUAUAAGGAUUGACCACUUGAUGUAGUUGCGUCGCGUUUUCUUUCUUAACAUGGAAAGAAGAUUAGUUGGGGCGUGAUAAGAAAAUUUUAUGCACUUGUCCUAUGGUAUUGGUAUGUGCCUAUGUGAUUUAGAAUUUAACACGACUCCGAUUCUUCCAGGUAUCUGACCAAGACGAAGUGAUGCAGCAGGAAACGCCGAACUUAGUCGAAGAGGUGGAAAACCAAGACCAAAGAGCGCAACAGCAAGCAGGCGAACAAGAACAGGCGGGCCAAAAUCAUCUUGGUGAAAGAACGGCCGAUGUUUCAUCAGAAGCGGUGCAACAACUGGAGCAAGACGAGGCGGAACAGCCUGUUGAUGUGUUUGAGAACCGGAAAAGGAUUCUAUUGCAGUUGGAAAAGGGAGACGUGGCGGAUAGAUUUGGUUUCUCGUCCGUUCCAUAUGCGCACGGAGGGUUGGAAAUCACCCGGGUGGAUCGAGGUAGAAAUUUGUGUUGCAGAACUUUUAUUUGCACGAAGAGUUCUUCUUUUUUGUAAUAGUUCUAGUUGGAAAUGAUGAAACCACCAUCGGGAUUUUUUGAACCACAGGUGGCCUUCUAGCCCAGUGGAAUACCGUGCGGAGGCAAGGGGGACCAUCAGCCAUGGUGGGAUAUCAACAGAGUUGAAAGUUCUUCGUUCACUUACAUGUACACGACAGAAUCUUUAGCUUAGCCAGCAUGACAUAAUUGUUUCUAGAUUGAACAUUACUUGGAUCUUCAUGCAAUUCCGCAUGAGCAAACACGUCUCGUUUGCAUACCGUAUGAGGAACGAAACUUCUCAACCCCAUAGCCUGGUCGGGGACGUGAUCUUCACGGUGAAUUCGGUGGGGCCGGACGACGAUGAGAAGAUGCGGAAUGAAUUGGAGACGAGAAUGAUUUCGCUAUUGGUGGUAAAGAUGAGGACAUGAACAUGGUGGUUUCAUCAUGAUUGUGGGCGGUGAGCAUGAUGACGCUCGCGGAGCAAAGGAGGCAAAGGAAGAAAGGAGUUCACUUUGUGCUAGUACCGCAAAAAAGAAGAGAAACAAGAGAAUGAAUCAUCUGCGGUACGUGCGGUUACAGUCCCCGGAUGUGAAGAAACUUUUACGAAGAAUUGAGUGUGGUUUUGCUGAAAGUCUGUGGCAGAAGAGCGCAUGAUGUUGCGUGCUACUGAAACAGCAUGAGAACUACGAGAAAGGGAAAGCAGCUAUGUUUUGAUUUUAAGCAUCUGGCGGACGCCGAUACUUGUUUUGUGGCGCUGAUGAAGUAUAAUAGAGCCCCACUAAAUAGGCCGAUUGCCG